AUGUUUGUCAAUGUUUUGAAAAUAACACGUCUCUCUUUCUUUCUUUCUUUCUUUCUUUCUAUUUCUCUCUCUUUCUCUCACUCACUCUUUCUUCCUCUUUCUUUCUUUCCAUCUCUCUUUCUCUCACUCUCUCUUUUUUGUUUCUGUUCGCUUUUCGGAUUUUACUUUGCGAAUCAAAUUUAUUUUUAUUCCAUUCACUAUCUCUCCGCUUGCUUCUUUACAUUUCUGUUUAUUAAUAUACUUUCUCUAUCUCUCUCUCUCCCUCCCCUCUCCUCACCCUCCCUCAUUCACCCUCCCCUCUCUCCCUCUCACUCACUCAGUAACUUUUUAACUCUUUCAAUCUUACUCGAUAUUCCCGUAGUUCUCUUUUUCACAUUACCGACCCGUCAGUGUUCAUUGCUUUCUACCUAUUUCCCUUUCCCCGUCCUCAUCCAUACUGACACCCUUUCUUUGUCUCUACCCUGCGAUUCCAUCCUAAACACACACACACAAGGAUUAACGUGCAGCGAAGAAGCGGGGACAAUGGUGAGCCUGCCGAGUCGAGCGCCAGGCAAUGCGUCGCUCCCUCCAGGCUGGCUCCGCCCAGGAAGCGAGUCUGCUCAAAAUGGUUGUGCCAUUUGGUCCCAUGACCCAUGA
Molecule: messenger RNA, 636 nt
Organism: Acanthosepion pharaonis
Lineage: Eukaryota; Metazoa; Mollusca; Cephalopoda; Sepiida; Sepiidae
Source: the annotation of a GenBank genome assembly